AUUUAAACGGCAUAUAGCGGAACUAAAAAAUUUCCAGGCGAUCGCAGCGUUCCCCAAACGGUAUAUAGCGGAACUAAAAGAUUUGCGGACGAUUAUAAUUGAUUAUAACGUCGUUUAACCUAAAAGAGAUCGCAGUUGGUCACAAUUGAGAAACAUAACCUAUAUGUCUUUGAUUUUAUAAACAUUGUUAUAUUUUGGCAGUCAUGAAUAAAUGGAGUAACAUACGUAAUUAUUGAAAACAGAGCGUCUGCAAAUUUAUUUCAGAAAAAUCGCAAUGUCCAUUCAAUUUUUAAACAUCACCCGGUCAUUGACAACUGCCGCAAGAUCCAAACGGCGUGUUGUUGUAACCGGAAUAGGGGUUGUGUGUCCUUUAGGAGUCGGCACGCAAAACGCCUGGAAGGCUCUCAUUAAUUCUGAGUGCGGAAUCACGAAACUUUCCGAACCGGAUUACGACAAGCUACCAUGUAAAGUAGCUGCAUUGGUGCCAAAAGGAAAUGCUCCUCGCGAACUCAACAUUGACUCUCACUUUACGAAAAGUGAACUACGUACCAUGUGUCCAGCUACUGCAUAUGCGCUGAUAGCUUCAGAAGAAGCACUCAUAGAUGCAAAAUGGAAACCAAAUGAUGAAAAUGACAAACGUGACACCGGAGUAUCAGUAGGAAUUGGUAUGAUAGACCUAGUGGAUGUUUGCAUGACGUAUGAAGCUCUGAAAAAAGGAUACAGCAAAGUCAGUCCAUUUUUUGUACCAAGAAUAUUACCAAAUAUGGCUGCUGGUCAGAUCAGUAUUAAAUAUGGCUUUCGAGGACCAAAUCACUCGGUGUCAACUGCAUGCGCAACGGGUGCGCACGCUAUCGGUGACGCAUUCCGCUUUAUUCGCGGCGGCGAAACGAGCGUUAUGGUGUGCGGCGGUGCGGAGGCAUGCAUCAGUCCAUUAGCCAUUGCCGCAUUCUGCCGCUUGCGUGCACUAAGCAUCGCACGGAACGACACACCGGAAGAAGCGUCACGGCCGUUCGACCGCGAUCGUGACGGUUUUGUGAUGGGCGAAGGCGCUGCGAUCCUAGUGCUAGAAGAGUUGAAUCACGCGCUCGCCCGGAACGUACCUAUCUAUGCCGAGGUGCUGGGUUAUGGCCUGUCCGGCGACGCGUCACAUAUUACGGCACCCAGCGAGGACGGUAUCGGCGCGCUGCUCGCCAUGGACCGAACGGUGAAGGACGCUGGCAUCGAGAGUUCGGAAGUGACGUUUGUGAACGCUCAUGCAACGUCAACGCCGUUGGGCGAUACGAUCGAGGUUAAAGCGAUCGAGUCGUUGAUGGGCGAGCACAGCAAAAACGUGACGGUGGCGAGCACCAAGGGAGCGCAUGGCCAUCUGCUGGGAGCCGCCGGUAAUCUAGAAGCUGCCUUCACAAUCUUGGCGAUCAAGGAAGGCAUCAUACCACCUACGUUGAAUCUGCACAACUUGGACAUGGAGACACGUUUAAACUUUACGCCGCAUACAAAAGCAAAGUGGAACACGACGACGCGUCGAACGGCUCUGAAGAACGCAUUUGGUUUUGGUGGGACAAACGCAUGUUUGUGCUUUACACAGUACGUAAAUUGAGCUAGUUGAAAACUAUCGCGAUACGCGCAGUGCUAACGUGAAAUCAUUUAUUAAUAAUUCUUCGAAAAAUAUCGAUUUGAAAAUGUGUGAAGGCACUCAAAACGACAACUAAAAUACAUAGAGCAACUGUGUUCCUUGAUAUUUUCGUUGCUCAAUUCGUACAAAGGAGGAGACUUAUUCUUAGGUAAGAUUUAUGCAUACAUAACAUACGAAACGAGAUAAAAGCCCGAGAUAGACAAAUUCGGUCGACGAAUUGAAUCUUACACAACUGAUUAUCAGUUGAUGGCGGCUUAAAUAUUUUUAAUAACUUUUAUGCAACAUACAAUAUAUGUAAAUACGAUUUACGACAAAGAUAUUUUUUAUAUAGAAUGUUUUUACACUGUGUGUAACGAAAGUUUUCCACAGAGAGGGGGUGUACAUCAGAAUAUAAUAAAAUAUAUGUAUAUAUAUAUAUAU
Molecule: messenger RNA, 2053 nt
Organism: Linepithema humile (Argentine ant)
Lineage: Eukaryota; Metazoa; Arthropoda; Insecta; Hymenoptera; Formicidae
Product: 3-oxoacyl-[acyl-carrier-protein] synthase, mitochondrial
Biological process (GO): fatty acid biosynthetic process
Cellular component (GO): mitochondrion
Molecular function (GO): 3-oxoacyl-[acyl-carrier-protein] synthase activity
Source: RefSeq, a predicted model, not a curated record